Molecule: messenger RNA, 3487 nt
Organism: Oryzias melastigma (Indian medaka)
Lineage: Eukaryota; Metazoa; Chordata; Actinopteri; Beloniformes; Adrianichthyidae
Gene: gpatch1
Product: G patch domain containing 1
Exons: 20
Coding region: 440-3226 (928 amino acids)
Biological process (GO): mRNA processing
Cellular component (GO): nucleus
Molecular function (GO): RNA binding
Source: RefSeq, a predicted model, not a curated record
UGGUUUGACAAGUCAGAUUAACUCCCAUGAUGCUCUUGGUUCAGGUCAGCUUAGUUUGUUGCUUUCCUGUCGGGGUUGGAUCCUGUCUGGUUUGACUCCUCCCACCCUCCUGUAGCUCCGCCCCGGUAUGAAAUGAAUUUAAAUCAUUUUGUUUCCUUUAUUGGAGAAAAUAAAAUCGGCCUUUUUCCGGUUUUCCUCAGACUGACUCUGGGUGUAAAAAUAGGAGAAAAUGUCUAAAUUCAGCUUAAAUGUAAAGAUCAUUUCCGAUAGCGGGAAAAAUCUAACUUUUUUUUUUUUUUUUAGAUUCAUAUUUUCAAAAGCAGGCGCGGAUUCUAUUACCAUGUAGUUACUGCUGGUCGCCGCCAGGUGUCAUGAAACCUCCGUCUCAAUACUCCCCGUGCGGCGUGUCCCUCCGCGGAUCCCGUAGGAGAGCAGAAACAUGGCGUCUGACGGCGGCGGCGAGGAGGACUUCGUGACUUACGGGACUCCUCUGGAGCCUCUGGAGGAAGACGAGCCGCUGAGGAAGCCCGUCCCGCUGCACGAGCAGACGGUCAAAGAUGAGAAGGGGCGGUACCAGAGGUUCCACGGCGCCUUCACCGGCGGCUUCUCAGCCGGCUACUUCAACACCGUCGGCUCCAAAGAAGGCUGGACGCCGUCGACCUUUGUGUCGUCACGGCAACAGAAAGCAGAUCAGCAUCUCGCCAGGCCGGAGGACUUCAUGGAUGAGGAGGACUUCAGCGAGCACGGGAUCGCCCCCCGCCAGAUCACCACCAGCCGCGAGUUCUCGUCGGGACACAGAGACGAGGUGGCGGACAAGGCGAGAGCGGUCGGCGCUCAGGCUGCCCUGAUCCCCGGGGAUCUGCUACUGGAGGAGCUCAUUACACCUGCCAGGUCGUCCAUCGGCGUGGAGCUCCUGAGGAGGAUGGGUUGGCGGGAAGGUCAGGGGGUCGGUCCGCGUGUGAAGAGGAAAGCACGGAGGCCGCAGACGGACGACAGAGCCAGAGUGUACGGCUGUGCUCCGCCCCCUGCUGGUUCGGAGGAGGAUGAAGACGAGGAGGAGUUCGCUCCAGAAAACGUGACGUACGCGCCGAAAGACGUGACGCCGAUGGACUUCACCCCGAAGUCUGGGCUCCAGGGUCUGGGGUACCGGGGUCUGGACCCGGGCUUGGCGCUGCAGGGCAGCGGUGCCGCCCAGCACAUCGAACUGUUCGAUCCCCAGGGCGGCGCCCGCAGUCGUCUGUUCGGAGACUCCCAGGGCCGCUUGAGAAGAGGGGGCGUCGCCGGACAGGCCUUCGGCGUGGGCGCUCUGGAGGACGACGACGAGGACAUUUACCACAGAGACUCCAUGUCCAGAUACGACACCGUUCUGGAGGGGGAGGAGCCUGGAGACGGCCUGUACGGCUGGACGGCGCCGCAGCAGUACACCAACAAGACAGGCCGGAGCAGAGACGCGGCGUACCUCGGGAAGAUCCUGGAAGGCUUCACGCUGGCCCAAAGCCCGCUGGAGGACAAGGAGGUGUUCCCGCCCCCCGCUCUGCCUCGGGGUUACCGCCCCGUUCAUCACUUCCGGCCUAAAGUGGACGUCCUGAGGCUGUCCGGCGUCAGCCCGGCGCUGGCGGAGGCACUGAAGACCUCCAAGGGUCACAUGGUGAAGGAGGAGCCACAGCAGGGGGGGCGCCACCAGCUGGACUCCGGUCAGAGGGGGGCGCUGCUGGGAGAGGACAGCCUUCAAGGUCCCAGGUCGGUCAUGGAUCUGCUAAAGCCUGGGGACCGGGACCGUCUGCUCCGCCUCCGCAGCUCACAGUCUGCCUCCAGCUCCGCCCCCUCAACCCAGGCUCCUCCCACCACGGACCCAGUUCCCUCCGUUUUAACUCCCUCGUUGUGUAGCCCCACCCCUCCUCUUCGGACGCCGUCCUCCAUGCAGCAGGAGGCGCAGGCGGCCUGGAGGGGCGCUGGCCCCCCCUCCCAGACCUUCAGGCCAUUCGAGAAAACGCCGAGCAAGCAGGCGCGCUACGACCUGUACCUGAGCCGGCUCCGGCAGGGGGACAGAGACGCUCUGGAGCAGAGUCUGGACCCCGCCAUGACGGAGUGGGAGCGCAGCCGGGAGCGGGACGAGUUCGUGCGGGCCUCCAUCCUGUACCGGCCCGCCUCCACCUCGCUGUCCUCACGCUUCACCCGCGCCGAGCACCAGGAUGACGAGGACACCGUGGAGGUCGCCCGCGACCAGGAGAGCGACGUGGACGACAAGCAGGCCGCCGUCAAGAUGAAGAUGUUCGGAAAAAUGACCAGAGAGACGUUCGAGUGGCAUCCCGACAAGCUGCUGUGCAAGAGGUUCAACGUCCCCGACCCCUACCCCGGGUCCGGUCUGGUCGGUCUGCCGAAGGUGAAGAGAGACAAGUUCUCUGUCUUCAACUUCCUGACGGUGACUGAGAGCCGAGAGCCCACAGCGUCUCCAAAGCCUCCAGAUUCAGGGAAGAAGUCCAGGUGGGACGUUUCUGAGUCGAAGGAGGAGAAGAAGAAGGAGGAUCUGAGCGAUCCGCUGGGCACUGCUAAGAACCACGCAGAGACGGAACCAGAACCAGAACCACCCGCUGCCACGAGCAGCAGAUCUGAGACACGAACGGAGGAUCAAGAGGGGCCAGAGAGGGGCGAGGAGGAGGAGCAGGAGGAGGAGCAGGAGGAGAGCCGGCCUCCCAUGGAUCUGUUCAAAGCCAUUUUUGCCAGUUCUUCUGAGGAGAAGUCCUCUUCCUCUGAGGCUGAGAGCAGCGAUGAAGAGGAGACGGAGGACCAGCGGGAUGGAGAGGCGGGGCCAGAAACGGAACCUCAGAACCUGUUCUCCAUCAGCACCGGCGCCUCCUCCUCAGCCCCCCCACCAGCCUGCCAGCCUUCAGGUUCAUCCCAGACCAAGGAGGAGGAAGAGGAGGUGUUCGGGCCGAAGCUGCCGCCUCCUUCCGCCGCCGUCUACACAGGAGGCGCUGCAGCCCCCAGCCAGGAGGACAAACGUCGCAGGAGGAGGAGCAAAGAGAAGAAGCCGAAGAAGAGCAAACACAAAAAGGAGAAGAAGAAAAAGAAACAGAAGAAGAAGAAAGGGAAGCAGAAGAAGAGCAGGAAGGAGUCGGAGAGAGAGAGCAGCUCUGAGGACAGCGACCUGGACCUGGACCCGGACCUGGACCCAGACCUGCUGCUCAAAAGACUGAAGAGCAUCAGGUCCCAGCAGAACCGGUGAUCCAGCAGAACCAGGGAUCCAGCAGAACCAGGGAUCCAGCAGAACCACGUCCUCUGUGAGGACCCACACCGUCUCAGAACCCUCGGAUCAAAUCUUCUGCAUCACUCUCUUCUGUUUUCCGGAGCUGUCAAUCAUCUGCUGACCGAGAAGAAAAAACCUGAAAAUGUUUUUAAUCGUCUGAAUUUAAACCAAAUGUUUCCAAACGUGUUUCAAGCAUUAAAGUUCAGCCGAUUGAAGGUCUCAAAUGUUCUGAGGACCCGA